UUCGUGAAUAACAUGAAGUGGUCGAUGUUGUUGUUUACGCACUAAAAGACUCUUAUGGCAAGCCUUUUAAAUUCGUAUAGUACAACAGACUUGUCAUAAUAAGAGACGACGAGUGUUUUUGCAAGUAUCGAGAGGUAGACUGAAUCGCGAGAUCGUUGAGUGACUUCAUUUCGUUUUGCCAUUUCUUUCAAAAAAAAUGUGCAAGUAAUUGUUCGACCAAUCCUACAGGUGCUCGAUACCAUUUUCGUAAAGUGUCUUUUCCGAGUGAUUGCUGUUCGUUAGUUUGCUUUUUAUACAAUUUUUUGUAAAUAUGGAUGAAUCUUCGCAACCAGUACAAGCUCAAAUUACUCCUGACACGGAGAUUCGGAAGCUCCGACCCUCCGAAUUAAACAAAAUAGCUUGGCACUUGACGACCCUCGAUUCGUGGAAAAGACUUAUGCUCGAUUCAUCUUGCGAAGAGGAAAAUCUGUUUAAUCUGGAUCAAGUCAGAUGCAUUGAACAGGAAAGCAAAUUAAAACAAAUUUCAGCGGCUGAGAUUUUUCUGAAUGAAUGGGGCACAUGGGGGAAAAAGAGACCUACCUGUCAACAACUAAUGUCCAUGUGUAUUAAAAUGCAAAAUUAUCGAGCUGCUGAUUACCUUGCAGACAUACUUAAAACUAAUAAGCCUUCAAGGCCAGAAACAGGACCUGCAGCACCUGUUGAUAUGACUGAGUUUGAAGAGAAAUUGAAGUUAAUGAAGCUAAUAAAUGAUCAACAAAAGUUACCCACUUCACGUGUAGAAAAAUCACCUAAAAAUAAUAAUGAAAUCACAACGGAGCAAUCUCUUGCUAUAGUUAAAUCAAUAUUUAAUUUUCAACAGGCAACACCAAAGCCGAAAGGUCUCAAACUGCAAAAUAAACCAGAAGAAAAGAAACCUAGAAAUGUAAAACCAAAAGUUCAUGAGGUAUUUCCUGAACCAGAUGAUGAAGAGGUGGAAGGAAUCAAAUAUUUAUUGGAACAACCUAUACUCACUGAUCUUAUUAAAUUGAGUAACGUCAAUUUAGGCAAAGCUGAUAAUCUUCAAGGAAACAUGGUAAUGAUACCUUCUCUUGAUGAUUUUAUGAAAUUUUCCAAUCUACCAAUGAAUAUUCAUCAGAAUCUUAACAAUGAUUUCCCAAAACGGCCAGCUGUUGCUUCAAUCACUCCCAAAAAAGAAAUGUCAACUGCGGGUACCAACAUUCAGACUCCGUCUUCACCUGAAGAUGACUCAAGUAUUAUACGCUCAAUUAUAGAUAUUCUUGAAUUACCAGAAGAAGUUCUUAAUGAAGUGGAUACAAGGGACAUUCCAUUGUUUGUUCUUGAAGAAGCAAAGGAAGAACCAAAAGAUGUUGCAGGAGGAUCGCUUCAAGUUUUAACUCCUGAACAAAGAAAUGCUGCAAAAGAAUAUAAUGAAUUAUUUGAUCCUGAUGUUCCACUGUCACUAAUAGAAGAAAGAUGGCGAAGUGCCAACGUUGCCAGUGAAUCAUUAAUUCAAAAAACCAUAGAAAGACUCCAGGAUUGUAGAGAGGCUGUUAAAUCUGAACAAGAAAUGCUUUCUAUUCGAAAAGAACAUAAAAGAAAAAUUGCAGAAAAAAAUGCAUUAAAAAGUAAUGCAUUAAAAGAGAAUGAAAAAUUGAAACCAGAUAAUAAUUCACCCAGUCAAGAAGAAGAAAAGGAGUUGAGCGACAUUAAAGUUCGUACAAGAGGAAGACGUCUCAGAGAAGAGUUUUUCAAGUCACUUUUAUCAAAUAAAUCAACAAAUAAAAUGUCUAUGUUUAGCUAUGUUUCACCAGAUCUAAUAAAUCAAAUAUUAGAUAGUGUAGACAAUGAGACGAAAAAACUGAGCAUAAAUCAUGAAAAAAAUUUAAUAAAACAAGAUAAAAAGAAUCAAAAACAAGAAUUUUUCAAGUCACCAACACUUAAUGUAUCAAAAGACACAUGUAUAAAAAGUAAUAAUUUUUCACCAUUUAGUUAUAUUCCAUUAGAUGGCGAACAAAGAACAUUAGAUAAUAAUGAAAGAGAAAUGAAAGAACCAUCACAAAAAAGAAGUAGAGAAAACCAUUCACAUAGAACUAAUGGUUAUACCAGUCCCUCAUCAAGUCCAUCUACUGAUAGCCCUAAUGAAAUGUUUAUAUUGGAAAAAAUGCUAGCAAAAUCAAUAAGUUUUCAAAAAAAAAUGGCACAUGAAAAGCAAAUAAUGGCUGAGGCAUUAAAUUCACAUGGCUCAAAUGCAAGUUCUACUUCAGCACAAAGUCCUUCGCCACCUAGACAGAACUAUAAAGAAAAAAAUGCUGGCGAAUUUCCUUUAUGUGUUAUUGAUGAAGCAAAGGAAGUAUCAAUUUUCUCAGAUACAUUAAGUCCUAAUCCGCACCAUUAUCUUGCUACACAAAACAAAAAAGACAACAAAGACAUAAUAGACGAGAUCGAUGGAAUAUCUCUCAAAGAAUCUUCAAAAUCCAAAAACGUUGAAAGUAUAUCAGGGUUUAAAAUGAGUCCGGAUCCUGAUUUACUUCCUGAUUUAUCAGCUGAUACCCCUGACAUCUCUAGAGUCGAUAUUCCAAACAUAACUAUUCAAGGACCCACUUCUAGCGAAAGUGAGUUUCCUUUAUCUUCUGUGAGCUGUGAUGUGACCCACUCGCCUUCAAAGCAUUCAAAAGAAGUAGCAGAGACAAUACUUCAUAAUCAGAAUCAUAGUUCAGAAGAAAUUGACGAGGAAUUCCUUCCCGUUAUUAUUCAAAAUUUUAAUAAGAACAUUUUAAGAAAAUAAAAUUCACAUUAUAUUUUAAAUGCUUUU
Trichogramma pretiosum is the source of this 2812-nucleotide messenger RNA. RefSeq lists its product as uncharacterized. Bases 311 to 2785 code for a protein of 824 amino acids. The record is from RefSeq and is a predicted model, not a curated record. The transcript is spliced from 7 exons. Lineage: Eukaryota; Metazoa; Arthropoda; Insecta; Hymenoptera; Trichogrammatidae.